Molecule: messenger RNA, 556 nt
Organism: Gossypium arboreum
Lineage: Eukaryota; Viridiplantae; Streptophyta; Magnoliopsida; Malvales; Malvaceae
Exons: 1
Coding region: 110-271 (53 amino acids)
Source: RefSeq, a predicted model, not a curated record
CAUAAAACCCAAUAGGAACGACGAAAGGGUACCCAAAAAGACUGAAGACUAUUUCAUCAUUUAUUCACAUUCUUCAAUCUUCAGCUAUAGACGAAGAAAAAAAGAAAAGAUGAAUCAAAACAUGAGCUCUUUGUUGAUCGGAAUAGUUGGAGCAGCAGUGACUUUAUCAGCAUAUUCGCAGACUUUCAUCUCCCCGACUCAGUGUGUCACUGUUGGUCUCCUCGUUCUCAUGUUUGGUUUGCUCGUCAGGGAAGGCCUCAUCUCUCUCUAAUCUUCUUUUUUUCUUCCAUGGAAUUGAGAAUCCCAGAUUUGCAGUUUGACUUGUUUCAAUCUUAUAUUAUGAUGUUCUUCUUUAGCAAGACUGAGAUUUAUAUAUAUAUAUACGUAUAUAUAUGUUGUAAUUCUGUAUUUCCUGCUUAAUUACUCCGUGAUCUACUUAUGCUGUUUAUUUAUACAUAUUAUAAGAUGAAACAUGCUUGAAUUCAUGGUAGUUUUUCAUUUAGUAAAUGAAAAACAUAUCUUGGUAAAAUUACCAUGAAGGACCUUAUACUACAAA